Molecule: messenger RNA, 303 nt
Organism: Gongylonema pulchrum
Lineage: Eukaryota; Metazoa; Nematoda; Chromadorea; Rhabditida; Gongylonematidae
Source: the annotation of a GenBank genome assembly
AUGGAAGAACGGAUUUACAAGCGCCAGGUCACGAAGGAGUCGACAUCACUGCGUGUGGUUGAUGAAGCACAAAUCCAGCGACAUUUCGCGGGUCUUGAUUUGUUGGAACUGUACAAGUUUGAUCCGGAUGAGUUGCCGAAUGAUGGAAACACUUCAACAAAAUCACUGAUGGCGCCACCGAAAGAUCGAAUGUUGGCUGAUAUCAUCCUAUCACAUAAUGAUUGCAUCGUGAAUUACAUCCUGCAUGACUCAUUGUUCGAAAAUCUGGAAGAGGAGAAGCUCACCGAUCAGGUGACCUUUUAG